UGCCGCGGUCCCCGGGAUGCUCAGUAGCCCGCUGCGUGGCCCCCGCGAUCCCGUGUUCUUCAGAAGCCGCUGGUUGCUGCAGAGUUGCGCGAAGUAGUCAUGGUGCUGUGGGAGUCCCCGCGGCAGUGCGGCAGCUGGACACUUUGCGAGGGCUUCUGCUGGCUGCUGCUGCUGCCCGUGACGCUGCUUAUCGUAGCCCGCCCGGUGAAACUCGCUGCUUUCCCUACCUCCUUAAGUGACUGCCAAACGCCCACCGGCUGGAACUGCUCCGGUUAUGAUGACAGAGAAAAUGAUCUCUUCCUGUGUGACACCAACACGUGUAAAUUUGACGGGGAAUGUUUAAGGAUUGGAGACACGGUGACUUGCGUCUGUCAGUUCAAGUGCAACAGUGACUAUGUGCCUGUGUGUGGCUCGAAUGGAGAGAGCUACCAGAACGAGUGCUACCUGAGGCAGGCUGCCUGCAAGCAGCAGAGUGAGAUCCUUGUGGUCUCGGAAGGAUCCUGUGCCACAGAUGCAGGAUCAGGAUCUGGAGAUGGAGUCCACGAAGGCUCUGGAGAAAGCAGUCAGAAGGAGACCUCCACCUGUGACAUUUGCCAGUUUGGUGCAGAGUGUGAUGAAGAUGCUGAGGAUGUCUGGUGUGUAUGCAACAUUGACUGUUCUCAAACCAACUUCAACCCCCUCUGUGCUUCUGAUGGGAAAUCUUAUGAUAAUGCAUGUCAAAUCAAAGAAGCAUCAUGUCAGAAACAGGAGAAAAUUGAAGUCAUGUCUCUGGGUCGAUGUCAAGAUAACACAACUACAACCACUAAAUCUGAAGAUGGGCAUUAUGCAAGAACAGAUUAUGCAGAGAAUGCUAACAAAUUAGAAGAAAGUGCCAGAGAACACCACAUACCUUGCCCAGAACAUUACAAUGGCUUCUGCAUGCACGGGAAGUGCGAACACUCCAUCAAUAUGCAGGAGCCAUCUUGCAGAUGUGAUGCUGGCUACACUGGUCAACACUGUGAGAAAAAGGACUACAGUGUUCUCUAUGUCGUUCCUGGCCCGGUCCGGUUUCAGUACGUCCUGAUUGCAGCUGUGAUUGGAACAAUUCAGAUUGCUGUCAUAUGUGUGGUGGUCCUCUGCAUCACAAGGAAAUGCCCCAGAAGCAACAGAAUUCACAGACAGAAGCAAAAUACAGGGCACUACAGUUCAGACAACACAACAAGAGCAUCCACAAGGUUAAUCUAGAGGGAGCAUGUUUCCCAGUGGCCGGACAACCGACAGCUUGGACUACACAAUACAGUAUUAGAGACAAAAGAGUAAGACGAGAUCUACACAUGUUGCCUUGCGUUUGUGGUAAUCUACACCAAUGAAAACAUGUACUACAGCUAUAUUUGAUUAUGUAUGGAUAUAUUUGAAAUAGUAUACAUUGUCUUGAUGUUUUUUCUGUAAUGUAAAUAAACUAUUUAUAUCACACAAUAUAGUUUUUCUUUCCCAUGUAUUUGUUAUAUAU
Molecule: messenger RNA, 1489 nt
Organism: Peromyscus eremicus (cactus mouse)
Lineage: Eukaryota; Metazoa; Chordata; Mammalia; Rodentia; Cricetidae
Gene: Tmeff2
Product: transmembrane protein with EGF like and two follistatin like domains 2
Exons: 10
Coding region: 100-1224 (374 amino acids)
Molecular function (GO): protein binding
Source: RefSeq, a predicted model, not a curated record